This is a messenger RNA of Manduca sexta (tobacco hornworm), 4009 nucleotides long. RefSeq names its product transmembrane protein 185A. NCBI's taxonomy places the organism in Eukaryota, Metazoa, Arthropoda, Insecta, Lepidoptera, Sphingidae. The coding region runs from base 148 to 1239 and encodes 363 amino acids. The transcript is spliced from 7 exons. The record is from RefSeq and is a predicted model, not a curated record.
CUUAGUACCGUAACAAUUAUUUAUUUUACUGGCAACAUUGGAUUUCAGUAAAUGGAAGUUGUUAUUUUAUGUAGGUAAAAUAAAUACAUAAUCGUCCUUCAGAGACUUGAUUUUCUAGUGAGAUGUUCACAAUUUUUUACCGUACGAAUGUGUAUAGAAAUGAAUUUACAGACCUUAUUUCAAGAUUUUAAUCCCAGCAAGUUCGUAGUUCACAGUUGUUUGUUGGUGUUUACGGCGUUAUUAGCGUUGAAGUUAGACAAUUCGAUAUCAUGGUCGUACUGGGCCGUAUUUACACCAAUAUGGGUGUGGAAAUUCAUGGUAGUUCUUGGUGCCACUGUAGGCACAUACGUCUGGUGGCAGUACCCUCACUUCAGGCUAGAAGGUGAAGCGUACAUACAUUACAAAGCAAUGUUAAUAAGUCUUGCCAUACAUUUAAUAUUGCUCAUGUUUGAGUUGUUAGUAUGCGACCAGUUGACAACAAGUCGCCAUGUUUGGAUACUAGUCUUUAUACCGUUGAUUUUUAUAAGCAUAGUCUCCAUUGCUAUCUGUAUAUGGUCCGUGAAACAUGAUCGCAGUUAUGAGUUGGAACUUUUUUGUGCUGUAAAUAUUCUCCAAUUUAUAUUUCUUGCCCUGAAGCUGGAUGAUUUUAUAAACUGGUCUUGGGAAGUUGUUUUUGUGCCACUAUGGAUUCUUAUGUGCCUCAGCUUAGUAGGUGAGUGGGUGUUGUACAGCAUUAUUUUUGCCGGCAUUUUGUUGAGAACUCCGGAAGUUAACAUACAGCAAAGACGCACAAGCUUCAACUCUGCACUAGCUUACACCUUCACAGUCAUACCAAUAUUGGUAUUCCAGGUGCUUUUGACAAAUAAAUUGGAUGACGGAUUGGGCCUCACCUACACUGUUGUAGUGAGUCCGCUAUUCGUCAGCUAUGCAACACUUAUUAUAAUGUCGUUUAGUUCUAAAGGAGGAAAUAAAUGGUGGUUCGGUAUCCGAAAAGAUUUUUGCCAGUUCCUUUUAUCGGUGUUUCCGCUCCUACAAGAAUACGCAAACAUUGCUUACAAUAACAAUGUAAACCGCGGCUCAAACGGCAUCCCCAACGAUCCUCCAGUCAACCAGGAGCCCUACAGAGACGAGGAAACACAUAAAAAAGUGAAGGACAGCAAAAAAUCCUCCAAGAAUCAAAAGAAAAAUGAAAUAAUGAAGCCAGUAGUGCCUAUAACUAGUAUAGAUAUGCCAGAUUGACGUGUUUAUACGUCUCUUAUAUGGUUUGGCAGUUGUGUGUUCACUUAGAUUGUCUUAUGUAAAAAACGGGCUUUUAAAACGCAACAGAGCAAUAUGAAACAAAUUGUUAAGUUUGAUAUUAGCACUAAGCUAUGUCCUGUGUGUAGAUAAUUAUAGGGGAAGAUAUUAAUAAUUAACAUUAUUUUUUAUUGUUAUAUAUGGGAUUAGACUAAUUUUUAUUAUGUACAGUUUAUUUGUUGCAAUGUUCGAGCGGUAUAGUUAAUGUGUACAAUGUCUUUAACAUUGUUAAAAUGUUUGGCAAUUGUUUAUGUGAAAACAUAACACUAGAUGUAGUUUGUUGCCAGACUUUAUAAAACAACUUAUGUUAUUCAGAAGGGAAUAAGUCAUCUCGACUAAGACGAUUGGGUUUCGAGUCGUGAAACGUCUGGUGAUCUUUAUUUUAUAUAAUCUUGCAAGGUUUGAGAGGAUACAAGUGAUAUGGACAUCAAAGCAUAAUCCCAAAAAAGCCACGGCAUACAUAAUAUUUUGUAGCAUAUUAAUUACGUUACUCCAAUUUAUUAGCGGGCUAAGCGGUGAUGACUCGGCAAGAAAGAAAGUUGCUUGUUACAAGGUUUUUCUUCAUUCACUUUAAAAAAAAUAUAUUUCUGUCGAUACUGUCCCGAGUUUUAAAGAUUUGAUGUAGAGUGCGUUCGGCUAAUUUCGGACGGUUUUUCGGUGUGUUGCGAAAAUAUUUCUUGUCUUAUAAAAUAUUUAAGCGAUACCAACAUUUUAUACAUGAAACUGGUUAUUAUUAAUGCUACUUUAUGUGAUAAUUUAAUCAUCUUCCAAUGUGUGCUCUCUGUGUAAGCUUAAAAAAGAUGAUAAUAUCUGUAUAGAAAUUUAAAACUCUUAGAAAAGAUCGAACCUUCGCGGUGUAAGUUCGGACUCCGUUCUAAUAACGCUUCUAAUGCUAGUAUGAUAAGGUCCACAAAAUCAAACAGAAGUCUCAAAAAUGUUAAGAAGAGCGAAAUCCACCUUUUUUGUUUCAAUGCACAUAGCGCACCCGUUCUUGGUCGGAUCAUCAACUGUGGUGGUAUAUAGGAUGAGGCGUAAAGAGACAGCGUAGCCGCCUACAUAGCUUAAACUCAAAAAUAACCAUAAAUUAGUGGUAUUUUUUCGUUAUACGAUCUUACCCCGUAUCCGAUCUUACCCGAACGCACCUUAUUAAAAAACUAGCGCUACCUUCGAUUCUAUAUGUUAAUGCGAUAACAUUUGUAUUUUGUAACAAAAUACAAUGCCGACGUCUGCUGCCGGAACUAUAGUGUGUGCUUUGUCCCUAAAAACAAUAUAUAAAGAAAGAGCAAGCUGCUCAUUGUCUUUAAACAGAUAAGCAUGUUUACAAUGUCAUGAAUGCAUUAUUUGAUUGUCGUUACAAAUGAUUCAGGAGGCUAAUCUAACAUACGGUUGCGGGGUUAUAAAACUGUUAAUAAAUUAACAUUAGUAUUAGCGCAUUUGAUAAACAUGCUUUGUUUUACAAGUAUCUAUUAGUUUUCGAUUGAAGUGAAAUGCUUUAGAUUUAAAUUACCUUGGAUUUAUUUUGAUAGUUGAAUUGUUUAUAUCUGGUGCUAUUAAUCAGUAUAUUUUGCGGUAUAUGCCGUAAGGUUCUUUUCAAAUACCAUUUUAAGUAAAAUUUUAACAAUGAAAUAAAAUAUAAUGUUGUUCAUAUCAAGUAAAGCAAUCUAGUGGCGUGAUGAAUUUUAUUUUGCAUUCAGUAUUGGACUUAUACAUCUGUGUGUAGAUUUUGUAAACGAUCUCUAGAGAAAUUUUCUAAUAACGAUAAAUUUUAAAUCGCUUAUGAAUUAGAGACUUUCUAUACACGUAAUGAAAUAUGUUGUAAUAAAAUGUUUUCCUGUUAAGGUUAAUUAUAACAUUCGAUCAUAAUUUUGAAACUUUUAUUAAGUUUACAUUCGAGUCGAAACGGAUUAUAUUAAAUGGAAUAUGUUUUUUGUCAUUCAUUUUACGCGAAGUGAUCCGUAAGUCCGAGUGCAUAUUACUAUGAAUAAGUAACAAUACUUUUAUGCUAACUCGUAGUAAUUUUAUAAAUAUUACCAAUUUCGGUCUGUUCACGUACAUCUAAUAUGAUUUAGGUCAAUGCCACUGCGUUAUUCGUGCAUGGUACAAAAAAUCGUACCAUAACAUUGCCAUAGUAAUAACAUCGAUCGCGUGUUCAAUGACAAUAUAUUAUACUGUCUUCUAUGUGAUAUACAUGUUUGUAUUUUAUAUAUAGCGUCAUAAUGGCGCCAAAUUGCACGCGUUUUAUAAGAUAAAUAACUUAGAAAUCAAAUAUGGCACGCUUUGUUUUAGACAAUGCUUGGUUACAAAGGUAUUAUUGUGCUUGAUAUAUCAUUUUAUUUAUUGGGUGCUUAAAUAGUGCUCUUUUAGGUAAUUAGUGAAUUUUUAAGUUAAAUGUAAUAUCGGAUAUAUGCGGAACAUUUUAAAAAUCGGAAAAAUAUUACUGGAUUGUUGAGCGUAUCUUUAAAAAAUCAUAAUAUUUUGUCUUUUUUCUUACACUUUCAAUCUCUGUAAUAGGUGAAAUUUUAUUCUAUUUUCUCUAUUAACCAUAAUGCAUCCUAACAGUAUUGUUACUUAUAAAAUGGGAACUUCCUAGAGAAGCGAUGCUAUUGUGUUACUGUGAUAUAGUUCUUCCUACGAUGUCCCACACCUACCUGAUUUGUUAACAAUAUGUUGUUUAUGUUAUUUGCUCCGAAUUAAAAUGUCACCUGUACAUAUA